UGGGCUAGUUUGCGGUGCAACCCUUGCAAAAUGAAACCAAGUAAGCAACAUGUCCUGCUGCUAUGGAUUCUACUUUCCUCCACUGUGAUCAAUGCAGUUGAGCCCUUCAGCAGUUUCAAAAUCCCUAAUUUCACAGAGACAUGGAAUUCAUUUUGGGGCGAGAGCUGUAAUUCAUACUGGAUUUCCUUCAACCAGACAGGUCUGAAGGCUGACUUGGAAAACAAACUCUUUGGACAACACAUUGCUUCAGAUAUCAUUUUUAAAUCUGUGAGUGGAUUUAUGAACGAUGAUAACCCGAAGAAGCCUCUGGUGCUCUCUCUGCACGGACCGACUGGCACAGGGAAGAACUUUGUUAGCCAGCUGAUUGCAGACAACAUUUACAAGAAGGGAUAUCACAGCAAGUUUGUUCACGUGUUCUCAGCUACACUUCACUUCCCACAUCGAAGUGAAAUUGUUACCUAUAAAUCUCAGUUACAGGAGUGGAUCAAAAACGGCGUUACAAACUGCGAACGCUCAGUGUUCAUAUUUGAUGAGAUGAACCAAAUUCCUCCUGGUGUGAUUGACAGCAUAAAGCCAUAUCUGGACUAUGGAAAAGUGGAAGGAGUUUUUUUUCAAAAAUCGAUCAUCAUCUUUCUCAGCAAUACAGGAGCAGAUCAAAUUACAAAAACAGCUGUAGAUUUCUGGAAAAAUGGAAAAGAUCGAGAAGAGAUGAUGCUCAAAGAUUUUGAAAGUUUCAUUUCUCCUAUAGUUUUCAACAGUGAUCAAAGCAGUUUUUCUAAGUCAACUUUGAUUGACAGUUGUCUGCUUGACGUUUUCAUCCCAUUCCUGCCUCUGGAGUACAAACAUGUUGUACAGUGUGCGAUGGCUGCGAUGAGAGACAAAGGUCGUCAGCCAGAUGAGAAUGUGGCAGACCGGGCGGCCAGAAGUUUAGUCUAUUACCCCAAACUGGAGAAAGUAUUUGCCGUGAGUGGCUGCAAGACAGUAGCAAAUAGGGUGCACUUGUACAGAUGAAGACUGAUUCUACUCUUAUUUCUACUGUAUGUAUGAUUUUAUUAACUCUAAAUUAGACAACACAAAAGUCAGCAAAGCAUGUUACAGAAAACAAGAUUUUCAAAUAAAAAUAUGCUGUUUUCUGUGUCUCAUAUUACAUAUAUAAAGUUUUCCAAAAUGUGUUGUGAGAAUUUUUUAUGCAUACAAGAAUUUUUUGAUUCCACCUGACAGGAUUUUUGGCGUACACGCAAAAGAAAAUCAUCAUGAUUAUAAGAAACAUAGUAUAUCUUAUAUUUUUUUUUAAAUUGGGCUUUAAUUUACUCAAGCACAAAACACAUAUUUGCUUAUAUAAAAAGAGAAAAAAAUAACAGGAAUGUAAAAUCAUUGAUUAGAAAGAAGUGAACAGAGUGAAGGCUCUUGAGCCUUUCAUAACCGCAGGUGCACACAAUCAGCCACUCAUUGCCUAUUGGAGUAUCAUGGGAUCCCCAGGCAGCCAAUCAUCUGCGUGGGCUGUCACACUUCAAUCUGCAUACAAGAGGGAGGCACAGGUCUCCAAUUAGCCCAUUGUCAACGAGUCCUUGCACUCUUGGAUUUGCAUGAAGCAAAAGGGGGUCUCACUCCCUCCGAGGCCCAGGGCUGUAACAUCAUGUUGUAAUGAUUUGUCUUUAAGUUUACUUAAGCUUCCCUUGUAUCCCUUUGUUUCUUGUCAAAUAUUCACCUGUGUUAGGUGUUUCUCUGUCAUGUUACUUUCUGUUUUAAGUUGACAGUCUUUGUCUUUUGUGCCUUGUUUUUAUUUUACUUUCUCAAAUCUCAUUAUCUGAUCUUGUUCAGCUGUGUGUAAUUCUCUAUGUCAUGGUCCUGGGUGUGACCCAGUGUUUUGUGUUUAAUCUAUAUUUAUUGAUUAUUUGUUAUUCAUGGUUUUGGUUCUUUUGAGGUUAUAUUUUGUUGCUCUAGCUUAUAGUUUCAGCCAGUAUGCCUUCCCUGUGUCCAUAUUAUAUCUACUCUGUGCUUUUUUCCCGUCCCACGGUUCAAUCCUCUGCCUCAGUGUAGAGUCCGCUUCUCUGUUUUAUACUUCCUCUUUUACUUUGACAGUCUGUUUUUUGUCAUUGUAUUCUGCUUUGCUUUUUUUUACUCCUAGCUGUGCUCUCCUCCCGUGUCUCAUUCCCUUGUUAUCCCACUGUUUGUAUAAGCCCUGGGUUUUCCUUUGCUCUUUGUUGCGUUGUACCCUCAUUAUGCUUUGUGUUUCCCUCCAUGUUUCCAGCCAUAGCCAAGUGUACAGAUUCUGGUUUGUUUUCUUGUUGAAGUUUCUUGUUUCCUGUUUCUAGUUUAGCUUUGCAUUUGAUGUUAGUUUUUUCCAGCAAUAAAAGCUGCCGUUUUAAAUUUUA
Oreochromis niloticus (Nile tilapia) is the source of this 2375-nucleotide messenger RNA. RefSeq names its product torsin-1A-like. The record is from RefSeq and is a predicted model, not a curated record. The transcript is spliced from 5 exons. Gene Ontology annotation, biological process: protein localization to nucleus; nuclear membrane organization. The coding region runs from base 31 to 1011 and encodes 326 amino acids. Gene Ontology annotation, cellular component: endoplasmic reticulum lumen; endoplasmic reticulum; nuclear envelope. NCBI's taxonomy places the organism in Eukaryota, Metazoa, Chordata, Actinopteri, Cichliformes, Cichlidae. Gene Ontology annotation, molecular function: kinesin binding; ATP hydrolysis activity; ATP binding.